AUGGAUUCGGUAAGUGAUUUUUCUAUGAAUUUGGAAAUUUUGACCUUCGAAGAAGAUUUUUUUCAAAUGCGUUUAGUGUGUACCCAGAAGUUGUAGAUUAAUCGAUUUUUUUAAUUGAAAAAAAGGGAAUUAAACUUGUUUACGGUUUCAAGUUCUCCUUUUACCUGGGCUCUUCUUUUUUUCAAAAGAAUUUCCUGUUUUUCUGAAAAGUUCCUAGUUUGUUAAAAUAGUAUACUUCGUUUUUUUCUAUAUUUCUCUUUUUCAAAGAAUUACCUGAUUUUUUAAAAAAAUACCUGGCCUCUUAAAAAAAUUUGACAUUUCUAAAAAAAUUACCCGGUUCUUUUUUUGGAGAAUGAAUUGGAUUUUUUUAAACUUACUUUUUUUCUUUGAAGGAUAUUUCUUAAAAAAAUAAAUCAAUAAAAUGUGAAAAAAAUGGAAUUUUUGAGAGAAAUGAAACGAGCGAUUCGGAUCUAUCGAGAGGGCCACGGAGGAGUCGUUACGAUUCUUGUCGUUCGUUUUUCAUUUUGCAAAAAAAUAAAUAAUUUUUUUCAUAUGAUUUUUUUAACGUAGUUCUCAUCGAAAAUGAAUAAAAUUGGGGGAAAAAAAUUUUUUUGACGGUUUUUUUCUUAGGAAAAAAAUUGUGAAUUAAGCUUCGAAUUUGGGUUUUAAGAUUUUUUUCUGCGCUAAUUUUUAAAGAUUUAGAAGUGAAUUUGGGAUUUUUCGGGGUUCAAAAAAAGGAUAAAGUUUGAGAAAACAAUGUGAUUUUUUUAUCGGUUUUGAGAGGUUUCGAGAGAAUAAUUCGGAAUUAAAAAUUUUUUUAAAAUGGCGUUUUUUUCAGAAGCUGUAAUAUAGAGAAGCCAAAAAAAUUGGAAAUUAUUGAAAUUUCCUUGAUUUUUUUGGAGUUUUUACAUUUUUGUUAGUGAAAAUUGAAGCUUCAGAGGGAAAUUUGAGCUUUUUUUGUACAGAAAAAAAUGAGAAAAAAAUUGAGAAAAUGAUGUCUUUUUUUGGCGGUUUUUGAGAGGUUUCAAGGAAAAAAAUUCAGGGAAUUUUUUUCAAAAAAAUGGCUUUUUCAGAAGCUGUAAAAUAGAGAGCUAAAAAAUUGGGAAUUAUUGAAAAUUUUGGAGUUUUUACAUUUUGGUUAGUGAAAUUUGAAUAUUAAAAGGGAAAUUUGAGCUUUUUUUGUACAGAAAAUUGAGAAAAAAACGGAUUUUUAGGUAUCGAAGUGGACAAAAGAGAAGAAAGAGAAGAACAAGGGGCUCAUUUCGAUACUUUAUGUGACGUCAUUGAAAGAAUAAUCGAAGUGGACGUGGCUGUUGAUAGUUUCGAAGAGAUCAGGUCGGUUUUCUCGAAAAAAUGAAAAAAUUGGAUUCUUAAGACGAAAGGUAGCUGAAUCUUGAUCUUUACGAAAAUCUUAGGAAUUCCAGAGUGGUCCCUAAAGGGGUAGGGGGAAAAACAGCACAUAGAGGGGCCGGAAAAGUGGUCCCUAUAGGGCUAAAAUUAAAGUGGUCCCUUCAGGGGUUCACGGUCUGACUCCUUACCCCCUAAAGCUCAAGUUGUCGCUUAUGAAUCCCUGAGUGGCCCCUAUAGGGGUUAGGGAGAAAAGCAACCCCUAGAAGGGCCGAAAAAGUGGUCCCUAUAGGGCUAAAAUUAAGGUGGUCACUAUAGGGGUUAGAGGAACGAAUAGCCCUUAUAGGGCACGGAUAAAGUGGCCCCUAUAGGGGUGUAGGGUCUGACUUUCUAGCUCCUAAAGCUUAAGUGGUCCCUAUAGGGGUUUAGGGAGCAAACAGCUCGUACACGACCCAAAAAAGUGGUCCCUAUAGGGCUAAAAUUAAUGCGGUCCCUAUAGGGGUUCAGGAUCUGACUCCAUAGCCCCUAAAGCUAAAGGGGACCCUAUAGGGGUCUCUCAAUUUUAUAUUAAAAAAACAAUUAUUUAUUUAUUUUUUUCCCAUGGAAAUGCUUCUUCGCUUAGAGUUCAUAAAAAAAUUAUCGAACAACAUUUUUCCCUUUAGGGAUCACUUUUUGCAAGCUUUAGUGGCCCCUCUAGGGGUUGUUACAGGGGUCCCUAGAGGGGACUAUUCAAGGAGCCACUAAAGGGACCACUUUGAAGUUUCUAAGAAGUGGAUUAUUUUGGUUUUUUUUUACGAAAUAAUGGAGUUUUGUCCAAUUUUUCAGAUUCCAUCCUUUUUUCUGUGAGAUUAAAUGAUUAAAAAAAUUGUGAACUUUUCCCAUCGUUUAGUUUUUUUAACUUUAGAACUAAGCCGCGAAAAAAUCUGAAAAGUUUCCGGUUUUUUUCGACUUUCCUAUGAUCAAACUUCAUAUGAAUUUUUUUGAAUAAUUUCAAAUUUUUUUCACUUUGAAAAAAAUUUCUUUUUUUCAGCUAUUUUUCGAAAGAAUUUUUUUCCAGUCCAAACUUUGACGAAAUCCGCGGGAUUCUCGACCCAAGGCUCAUCGAUAAUUGCCGAAAUCGGCUGAAAUUCCAAAAAUUGACGCCAAUCCAGACGAGGACCAUCCCCAUAAUGCUCAAGAGUCGGUUUUUCGCAGUUCGAAACUUGAAAAAAUGAUCAUUUUUAAUCAUUUUUUGGCUUGCAAAGCGGUCGCGAUGCGUUUUUGGCGCCAAUUUGAAAAAUUAUUGCUCUUUUGGAAAAACAAGUCUGAGGGACGUCAGAGUGGCCCCUACAGGGGUUAGGAAAAGAGAACAGUUCCUCUAGAGACGAAAAAGUGGUCCCUAUAGGGUCUCGGGAUCUGGCCCCUGAGUUCCAAAAGGUUAAGUGGUCCCUAUAGGGGUUCGGGAUCUGACCCCUAAUUUUCAAGAGAUCAAGUGGUCUCUGUAGGGGUUAGGGAAAGUUGAGCUCCUCUAGGGAGGGGAAAGUGGUUCCUAUAGAGGUUCGAGAUCUGACCCCUAUGUUUCAAAAGAUCAAGGGGUCCCUAUAGGGGUUCAAGGUCUGACCCCUAUGUUUAAAAAGAUCAAGGGAUCAUUAUAGGGUUUAGGGAAAAAGACAGUUCCUUUAGGGACGAAAAAGGGGUCCAUAAGGGGCUCAGGAUCUGACCCGCAAGUUCCAAAAAUUGAGUGGUCCCUAUAGGGAAUUUUUUUCAUUUUUUGUUGAGUUGUGAUAAAACUUGAUUGAUUCAUUCUGUGUAGAUAUUUUUCAUUCAAAAAAGCUAUUUUAUUGAUUUUUCGCAUAGAGAUGCUUUAGUGGACCCUAUAGGGAAGUUCAAAGUGGUCCCUGGAGGGAACCUUGAGGGCCCCUAUAGGGAUCCCUGUGACCUAAUAAUUUUCAAAUCGCCGCCCAAAAACGCGUCGCGACCGCUUUGCUCACAAAAUUUGAAUAUAAAACAUUGGAAAAUUCCAAUUUUUUCCGAUAAACGACUGAUUUUUCCAGCCAAGGAGCACUUAUUAACAAGCGCCCCGACUGGAGUCGGAAAAACGGCCUCUUUUCUCCUCCCGUCCAUUCAAAUGAUCCUGGAAGAACAGAAAAGGUUGAGAAAAUCGAAAGGAUUUGAUUGAAAAUAAUUCCUCAGGACAAGGAAACCUCGAGUCGAAUCGCCCCAAGUGCUGAUUUUGAACAACACGGGGAAUCUCGCCAUGCAGACGUAUCGUUUCGGAUUGGAUCUUCUUGAGAAUAGUGAGAUUUCACAGAAAAAUAGGACUUUUUUCAAAAAUUUACCUGAAAAAAGCCAUUUUUUGAUAAUUUCCGCUUGAGAAAAGGGUCAAAUUUGCCCUAAAUGCUCAUUUUUUAAUGGCGAUCGAAGUUGGUAGACUUUAUUUCGAAAAAAAUUCCCAUCAAAAGCUCGAAUUUUUUUCGCUAAUAAUUUAAUUUCCGAAAAAAAUCCGAGUUUUUCAAAAAAAUGGGCCUUAUCAAGGAAAUCAUUAAGAAUUUUGCAAAAAAAUCAUAGAAAAUAUAACUUUUUGAUUUCUUUCGACCUGGAAGAGAUAAUUUCAAUACGAAAGAGUUCAAGAUUUUUUUGAACUCUGAAACGAAAAAAAUAGAAAAAUUUCGGUCGAAAAUGAUCAUGUAACUCUGUAAAACUGUUUUUUUGAGUAGUUUGAAAAAGUAGUUUAGAACUGUAAAAAUUCAUCUUUUUUUCGACCGGGAAAAAGAUGGUUUUAACAGAAAAAAACUGUCAGAUUUGUUUUUCCGGUUUUUUUGAUCUAAAAAAAGUGAAAAAUUCGGUUGGAUAUGAUCAUCUUAUUCUUGUACAAGACAAGCUUUUUCAAGCAAGAAUUUCAAAAAUAGUUAGUCAAAAAAACUAUAAAAUUCAGAUUUUUUUCGACCAGAAAAUCCUCAAAUUUGUUAUUUUUCUAGUUCAGUUUUGUUUACCUACACGAGAUAAUUUUUCACAGGAAGACUUUUGAUUUUUUUCGGAUUUUUAAGAAAAAGUGGAAAUGUUUUUGAAAAAACAGUCUUAGGUGAAUGACAAAAGAGAUUUUUAAAAAAUUAAUUAGUUAAAAACUGUAAAAUUCAGCUUUUACCAUCUAAAAUUCAUUUCUGUUUACCGGGAAGAGACAAUUUCUGGGAAAAUUUUCAGUGGCCCCUAUAGGGUUUCGACGUUUUAGUGGCCACUAUAAUAGUCAACUUAGUGGCCACUUAAGGGGUUAAAAAUUAGUGGCCACUAUAGAGGUCCCAGUGCUACUACUAGACCACUUAGUGGCCACUUUAGGGGUCAAUGGAUCAACAUAACUGGUCCAAUCGGUUUGUUUUAAAAUUAUCAGUGUUACUGGAAGGAAUACUGGAUGAAAAACUACUGAAGUGGCCACUAAAUAGAGAACUCUAUAGUGGCCACUACAACGGAAAAUAGUGGCCACUAUAGAGUUGGGUUUAGUGGCCACUUUAGUGUUCUUGGCGAGCCUCUAUAGUGGCCACUAAAAAUUUUCCCAGUUCAAUCGAAAAAUCUUCAAAUUUCAGUCGAUGAGGUCCAUAUCGGCGCCCUGACCGGCGACGCAAAUAUUUCGAUCUCAGAAGUCGUUAAAAGUAAUAUUAUCGUGGCGACGAUGGGAAAGCUCAAAGCUGCCUGCGAGAGCAAAAAAGUGAGUCCGGGUUGAGAAAAUCCGAAUUUAGGAGAUUAAAAUGAGGGUUAUGGUUGUGGAAAAUUCUUUUGAAACAGUUUCGGGCCUUCUUUGGCCAAUUUUUUCGAAAAUAAUUGCUUCGGCUUUUUUCUCAAAAAGUUUUAGCCGUGGCGCGCGUUUGAGGUUGAUAAUUUACUUCUCAAAAGGCUGAAAAAAUAGCCUUUUUAUAGUGAAAAUGUGCUCCAUUGACGAUUUUCCAUCAGGAACACCAGAAAGGUCCCUAGAGGGGUCACUUCAGGGUCUCUUGUAGUCUCCCCUCCAGGGGCCACUUAUCCCCUCCUACAGGGGGCGCUGCAGCUUGAAAAAGUGGCCACUCUAGGGGACAUGCUAUUUGAUAAUUGUUAUGAACCCUGAGCGAAGAAGCAUUUCCAUGUUACCACUAUAGAGACCACUUUUUCGGCUCUUGUAGAGGUUUUUUUCCGCUCUAACUCCUAUAGGGACCACUUGAGCUUUAGGGAGUAAGGGGUCAAACGUGAAACCCCUUUAGGGAUCACUUUAAUUUUAAUCUUAUAGAAACCGUUUUUUCAGCCCUUGUAGAGUUUGUUUUCCGCUCUAAACCCUAUAGAGAUCACUCUGGGAUUCCUAAGGGACCACUUGAGCCUCAAAGGGUAAGGGGUCAAGCCCUAAACCCCUUUAGGGGCCAUCUCUAUUUUUCCCCUAUAGGGAUCACUUUUUUGGUCCUUGUACUGGUUGUUCUUCUCCCUAACCCCUCAAGGGACCACUUGAGCUUCAAGGACCCUAAACUCCUAUAGGGACUACUUAGUACUUAGAUUUUAUCCCUAAGGAGAAUCGUUUAGUCCACCCUAAGAGCUUUAUCCCUGACCCCUCUAGGGACCACUCUAGCGCCCCUAAGAAAGUUUCCAGAUCUCCUUUGACAAGCUCAAAUGGUUGAUCAUCGACGAGGCGGACUUGAUGGUCAAAUUCGACACUUUUGGUCCGUAUGUUGAAGAAAUCUACGACGAAUUUCCGCUCUUUGUCAAAGUAAAUCGAAAAAUAUGUUUCGAAAUGCACAUUUCGGUCAAUUUGAAGGAUUCCCUGAGGGUCAUGUUCUUCUCAGCGACUUUUGAUUCAAAUGAACAUGGUUCAGUUAUUUUCAACGACCUGCAGAUGAAAUUGACACGGUUUGUUUCGAAACGAGAUUAUGAAGUUGAAAAAAUGGAUUGAAAAAUGUUGAAAAUGAUAAUUUGUAGUGUAGUGAAGUCCUUGAGGAAACAUUUGAAACACAUUUUUAAAUUAACUUUCAUCAAUUAAUGUGGAUUUUUGAAAGAUUUGGACCUAGUGAAAGUAAGAAAAAUUGAUGUUUAUCAUUAGAGCGCGUUUGACGUCAAAAAAAUAGCCUAUAGCUUUUUUUCUGUUUUUUUCUUGUUGAUUUUUUUCGUCAUUUUUUUCGAAAUUUUCUUUUUUUCGAUAAGUUUUUUUGAAUCGCUUCUUUUGUUCGAAACGUAUUGACUACGAAAAAUGACCGUUUUUUUGAGAAAAAUCGGACUAAAUUUUUGAAGAAUUUUUAUUCAAUUUAUUAUGCCUAAUAUUUCCAAUAAAUUUUUCUUCUUGACUGGAAAAAAAUUCAGAAAAAUGUCUUGAGUAACCAUUUGAAACUAGAAAACUGAUUUUAAGCGAAAAUUGUUCAAAAAUUAAAAUUUUCCAGUGACGAAUCCUACGCGUCGGUCGUCGUCCGCAACAUUUCGGGACUCAUCGAUCAUGAACUGAUCGAAGUUUAAAAUAAGAAAAAAGCCUGGAAACGUCCGCAUUUUCCAGAUAAAACUCCCAAAAGUUGUUGGUAUCCAAGACACGGAGUUGGUCAUCAAGUUCGAGAGGCUCAAAAAGAUGCUCAAUGAGGAUUUGGCCGAGUAUGGGGCCGGGAAGGGAGGUGAAUUCAUUGGGAAAAAAAAAAGUGAAAAAAUGAUUAUUUUGAGUUUCACUGUGAAGUUUGGACUAGAUUUGGUUCAUUUUGUGGGAAAACGCAAAAAAUUAUACUAGUUCCGAGUUAUAACACAUUCUUUACGACCUGACUUGUCUGCGCUCUCUUUUCUCUAAUCGGUGAGAUAGUGUAGAGAAAGGAGAGGGUGCAGAGAAGUCAGAGAUCUGUGAAAAAUUCCUCCUGAAUAGAGUUUGAUUAAGUGAAAAUGGGAAAAAGUUAUAUUAGUUCCGAGUUAUAAGACAUUAUUCACGACUCUCUGACCUGUCUGCGCUCUCUUUUCUCUCGUCGGUGAGGUAGUAUAGAGAGAGGAGAGGGCGCAGAAAAGUCAGACAUCUGUGAAAAAUUCUUCCGAAUAGAGUUUGAUUAAGUGAAAAUGGGAAAAAGUUAUAUUAGUUCCGAGUUAUAACACAUUCUUCACGACCUGACCUGUCUGCGCUCUCUUUUCUCUCGUCGGUGAGGUAGUAUAGAGAGAGAAGAGGGCGCAGAAAAGUCAGACAUCUGUGAAAAAUCCUUCCGAAUAGAGUUUGAUUAAGUGAAAAUGGGAAAAAGAUAUAUUAGUUCCGAGUUAUAACACAUUCUUCACGACCUGACCUGUCUGCGCUCUCUUUUCUCUCGUCGGUGAGGUAGUAUAGAGAGAGGAGAGGGCGCAGAAAAGUCAGACAUCUGUGAAAAAUUCUUCCGAAUAGAGUUUGGUUAAGUGAAAAUGGGAUAAAAGUUUUAUUAAUUUCGAGUUAUAAGACAUUUUCACAACUCUCUGACCUGUCUGCGCUCUCUUUUCUCUAAUCGGUGAGAUAGUAUAGAGAGAGGGGAGAGUGCAGAGAAGGCAGACAAAUGUUCAAUGUCCUGGCGAAUAGAGUUUGAUUGAGUGAAAAUGGGGAAAUUUUAUUAAUUUCGAGUUAUGAGACAUUCUUCACGACUCUCUGACCUGUCUGCGCUCUCUUUUCUCUCGUCGGUGAGGUAGUAUAGAGAGAGGAGAGGGCGCACAGAAGUCAGACAAAUGUUCUUUGUUAGGAGAAAAAUGCUCCUAUAUCAAUAAAAAAAAUAGACUAAACUGUUCGUAGUUCUAACAGGCCGCAUGUGGAAUGGCUCCACCGUAAGAACCAUUAAAAAGAGCGCCCGACCAAAAAUGACUUGCGCUGAGACAUUGAAAAGGGUGCUGAUUUCUGUAACUUUUUUUUUCUAACGACCGUCGAGUCAUUCCAAAUGCGGCGAAGGUUGAAAAUUCGUAAAAACUGCUACUUCAAAGUCGCAUGUAGGAUGGCUUAAGAGCUGAUUAAAAGUGCACCCGACCAAAAACGGCUUGCGCGCUGAGGCUUAGCCAAACCUUUUCGAAAUCUGCUGGUUUUUGACCGGCUCUAAGAAAACUUGACUAGCCGCAACGCGACCGCGACGCGUUGAGCCAUUCCAAAUGCGGACAAGGUUGAAGUAUUGCUCCUUUUAGAAACUUCUGUAAAAAACUGCUUCUUCAAGGUCGCAUGUUCGGUGGCUUAAAAGCUGAUUAAAAGUGCACCCGACUAAAAACGGCUUGCGCGCUGAGGCAUAAUAUAGCGCUAGAAAAUAUUACUGAUUUUUAAUCCGGCUGUAGGUUGAAUUGAUCCCAAACCUUUAAAAAUUGAAAAAAACUCAUUUUUUUGGUUUUUUCUGCUUGAAAAACAUAUUUUUUUCGAUUUGAACGAUGAAUUUUUCAAAAAAUCCAGUUUUUUCCGAAUUUUCCCUUUUUCAGGCCCAUAUGAACACAGCGUCGCCGUUUUCGUAGAGACUAAAAAACGGGCGGUCGCUUUGACCGCCAUGCUCAUCAUGUACGGCUACAACUUUGAUUGCUACAGCAGGUGAGGGAAACAUCCAGAAAAAAUGAGAUUUUGAAUUUUAUUGCCAUGCUGUAGUUACCAUUGCACGUUCAAUGGUUUUUUUUCAAAAAUUCCCAGUUUGGAAGAGAAUUUUUUUUAAAGUUUACCAGGAAAAGUUGGAAAAACGCAUUUUGCAGAAAAGUUGCUCCACGGAUAAUUUUCAUAAUUUUUCGUAAUUUUUUCGUGAUUUUUUCACCGAUUUAAUUUUUUUUCAUUGCAAUUUUUUCUGAAAGUACGUGCUUUUGUGUCUUUUCAAGUACAAAUGGGCGUUAUCAUCUCGGAGUAUAUUUUUACUGGCCAGCUUAGGAACUCCUGAGUGGUCCCUACAGGGGCAAUUUUGGGGCCUUUGGAGGGUCCCCUCUAGGGACCACUUUACCAACCUUUAUAGGCGUCACUAAAGCUUGAAAAAGUGGUCCCUAUAGGGAUAAGGCUAGUCGAUAAUUUUUACGAGUUCUAUGCGAAGAAGCAUAACCAUGGGACCACUUUUUCGUCCCAAGAGGAAAUUUCUUUUUCCUAAACCCUAUAGGGACCACUUGAGCAUCAGCGGCUAAGGGGUCAGAUCUUGAGACCCUUUAGGGACCACUUUUUCGUUUCUAGAGGAAAUGUCUUCUAACUAACUUCUAUAGGGGUCACUCAAGCUUCAGGAGCUGAGGGGUCAGAUCUUGAGACCCUAUAGGGACCACUUUUUCGACCCUAUAGGAACUGUCUUUUCCUCUAACCCCUAUAGGAACCACUUAAGCUUUAGGGGCGAAGGCGUCAACCCUAAACCCCUAAGGUAAAAAAAGUUUCUAGUGAGAUGACGGGCGCCGAUCAGGACAACACCCUGGAUGCCUUGAAAAAGCGGAAAAUCCACGGAGUCGUCAGUACGAAUAAAAUGGCCCGCGGAACGGAUGUCUCCUCCUUGGCUCAUGUUUGAAAUUGUCUCAUUAAAGAAAAAAAAAAAUCAAUUUUCAGAUCAUAAACUUUGAUUUUUCGCCGGAUAUCGACUGGACGUUGCACAGGUUGGUAGGGAAAAUGGGUCAAUUUUUGAGGAAUUUUUUUUUGAGUUGAGAAAAAUUUUGUACCCAUCCAAUAGUUCAUAGUGUUCAACUAGAGGUGAUAGAAGAAUCAAAAAAGUUAAAUAAAAAAAUCCUGACCUUGAAGGAGUCAUUCACGACCUGCAAACAGUGCGGUUACUUAAGCCACGCCCCUUUAUUGAUUUUUUGGACCAAACAGCGAAAUUCCCUAUUUUUUGGUACCGAAAAUACCUAUCAAGAGCGCAAGCCGUUUUGAGUCGGUUGCAAAUUGGCGAUCGAUUCAAAAUGAAACUUCGUGGUCGCACGUAGAAUGGCUCAAUGCGUCGCGAUCCGAGUUUUAUUCAUAAAUGACUUGAAAUUUCUUUACUCGGACCUCUGUAACGCAAACCGGACGUUCCUGAAUGCUCCAAGGGAUCACUUAAGAGUGUUGACGCCGCUAAAGUGAUCCCUAGAAGAGCUCAGAAAGGUCCGAGCCGCGUUCGGUUUCCGUUGUCCAAGUAGUUUGUUUUCUGAUACUCCUGAGCGCAAGUCGUUUUGAGUCGGUUGCAAAUUGAGGCAUUCCAAAUGUCUUUGCAACAGUUCCCAGAGCGAUUUUUGGCGGGAAAUUCGAAUCCAAAACGCGAGUCGCCUUCCACUUUUCUUUUUUGACAACUGAUAGAUUUUUUUAAACAGAAAAUCUCGAGUGGCCCCUAUAGGGGCAACCUGAGCGGCUCUUGGAGGGUCCCCGCCUUAUAGGGGCCCCUAGAGCCUGCAAAAAGUAGAAAAAAAUAACUGAAAAAAAUAACUUUUUUUUUUUUGAAUAAAAUUGAACGACCCCUAUAGGGACCACUCAAGCUUUAGAGACCAAGGGGUCAGACCUUAACUCCCUACAGGGACCACUUUUUCAGUCCAUAUUGGCGCCAAAAACAGCUUGCCAGCCAAAUCGCCUUGAUAUUUCUUUUCUUAUCAGAAUCGGCCGAACGGGAAGGGCCGGCAAAGCCGGAAAAUGCUCCUAUUUCAUCGUGCACCCGACCCCGCGCGACUUCAGCAGCUGUUACAAGUUCUACUUGGUUAUAUCAAUUUUUAAAGCUGAAAAGUCAAAAGUUCAUUUUAGUAUUUACGAGAUAUUGAUUUCCAAUUCCCACGUUGGUUCCUCGCACUCGUCGGUCUCUACGAGGAGCAGAGAAGGUGAGUGAAGAGUUAGGGAGCGUUGAGUUUCAGGAGACGGCAGAGAAAAGGAAAUAUCUAGCCUCUCUCUUGUUGUCAUGCUCUCUAGCUUCCAUUAUGAAACAGACGCUAAAGAGCGUUGAAUUUUGGGAGACAACAGAGAAGCAGAGAAAUAUGAUUUUCUGUCGUCUAGCUCAUCAGUUAGAAAAAGAGGGCGUUGAUUCAAAAAUUAGAGAUCGUUCGGUUUCGAGAGAGAGCAGAGAAAUAUGAUUUUCUGUCGUCUAGCUCAUCAGUAAGAAGAAGAGCGCGUUGAUUGAAAAAUUAAAGAUCGUUUGGUUUCGAGAGAGAGUAGAGAAGCAGAUUUUUUCUCCCGUUCUCUUUCUGAACAGAGAUGAAAAAAAUAGCGUUGGGUUUGAGGAGACGGUAGAGAAGCAGAGAUUUCUAGUGUCUCUCGAGUUCUCACGCUCUCUAUCUUUCAAUGAUUCCAGUCAAAAAGUGAAAGGAAGGAAUUCUUCUCAAAAAAAAAAUCAUGAAAAUUAGAGUGCGUUUAUCUUUGAGAGGCAGCAGAGAAAGAGGAAAAUCAAUAAAUGAUCGAUUUUUCGAAAUUUGUCCAUUACAGCGUCAACUACCGGCCCACAGAGAGACCAAGAGCGCCAUCGCCUGUUCAGCAACAACAAGAAGAAGAGCAACGAGUCGAACCUCAGGAGGAAGAGCAGCUUCUCCCCUGGCAAACGACGAAUUCUACGAGCGAAUCCGAAGAAUUCGUUUCGGCAGAAGACUCGAUUAUUAUGUGA
This is a messenger RNA of Caenorhabditis auriculariae, 11786 nucleotides long. The record is from the annotation of a GenBank genome assembly. NCBI's taxonomy places the organism in Eukaryota, Metazoa, Nematoda, Chromadorea, Rhabditida, Rhabditidae.